This is a messenger RNA of Indicator indicator, 2700 nucleotides long. RefSeq names its product shieldin complex subunit 2 (gene SHLD2). The coding region runs from base 1 to 2700 and encodes 899 amino acids. Gene Ontology annotation, cellular component: nucleus; site of double-strand break. The record is from RefSeq and is a predicted model, not a curated record. The transcript is spliced from 8 exons. Lineage: Eukaryota; Metazoa; Chordata; Aves; Piciformes; Indicatoridae. Gene Ontology annotation, biological process: regulation of double-strand break repair via homologous recombination.
AUGUCAAAAAGACCUCAAAUUCAUAUUUUUCUGGGAGCACCCAGUAUUCCAGGCCCACUUGAAGCAUCAGAGCAAAGUAGCUCAGCAUCUACUGCUGAAAAAUGGAGAGAACUACACUGCUUGUGUGAUACACACAAACUGUUUUCUGAAAAAGUCAAAGGUGCUGACUGCUUUGUGUUUCAGGCAGAAAGGUCUGUUAUCACAGCAGCUCCUACUGAUAACACGUAUCAGCAGUCUGAACAGGGGAGAUUAAUGGUAGCAAAAGGUUUGACAUCUCUUGUACCUAUGGCGGUAACUUGUACCACCACAUGUAAAAAGACUGAAAGUUUCGUUGAUAGUCAAAUGUCUAAAGAUGGAUGCACAUAUGCAAAUGUAAAUCAGGCUAUGGACCAACACCCGCAAAAAUUUGCGGACUCAGCUAGUCAAGAUAAACAACCACCUGGCUGUUUUUCAGAUCUCAUGGAAAGAAGAGCUAGUAAUUUUAAAGCUAACAUCUCUGACAUUUCUGAUUUGGUUGCCAGUACUAAGCAGAUUAGCAUACAUCUAAGAUCUGUGGGACAGGGUGUUCAAUCAGAUCAUACAAGUGAUCAUCCUGAUCGAAGUCAACAUUUGGAUAUGUUUUUCCUCCAAAAUCAAGAGUCAAAACCAAAACGAGAAGCAAGUGAUUGUUCAGACUUCGCAGUGUCCACAGAGACUGAAUUUCGUAGUGUAAUGACUUCGAGUCAGAUGGCUGCUUUGACACAGGUUCAGAAUGACAUACAGAAGAGAAUCCUAAAGCUACCAGAAACAAAAGCAGGGAAAAAACCUGAAGUAAAGCAUCAUGAUUGCUUCCAAUUUGAUUCUGAGGUUGGAACAUGCCAUAAUGUGGCUGAAAAUGAAUAUGAGGAAGUGUAUCCAGGCUCCUUUGAACUUUUCAGCUCUCAGUGUGAUAGGAAAAAUAUUUGUGUUGAAGCUGCAAAACAAGAAGGAAGUGCUCAAGAAAAUACAGAGAAGGCUCAAGAACUUCAUGUUCCUGUUGCACAAUUUGUAAAUGAAAUCCAUAUUGAACCACUGAACUCAGGAAUAUUGUGCUCUCAAGUAGACAGUUGUCAUAAGAGCUCUUCUAAAGGAGCCCAUGAUUGGGAAAAUUCCUUUCCUGUUUUUAACUCAGCACUCAAAAGACACAUGAAAUCAAAGCGAGCUAAACUGAGUUCUUCUCCAGCUGGUCCUGGGAUGAAAGUGGUUCAAGAGAAGAUGACAGAGUUCAAGAAACUUCAGAAGAAACUAUCACCACUUAAGAACUGCUGCUGCAAAAAUCAAAAGUACAAUGUUUUGGUCACAGUAGUACAUCCUUGUCAUAUAAAAGAAGUGCAGGUGAAGACUAGACCAAAAUCUUCAUGUAAAGUUCCUGUAGCAACAAUUGUAGUUAUUGACCAGUCCAAAGUUGAAAGAAAGGUGGUGUUGUGGCAUGGCGCUGCAUUUUGGUCACUGACUCUUUUUCCUGGGGAUAUUGUACUGCUUACAGAUGUAAUAAUGUAUGAGAAUAUUUGGUAUGGAGAAAUCAUGCUACAAUCUACAUUCACCAGUCAGCUACUGAAUCUUGGCAACUACUCAGCUCUCAAUCCAGAGGAAUUUUAUCCUGUAGUGGAUGGUGGUGUUCUUCAUGGCUUGUUGGCAUACAUAGUAUCAGAAUUUCCACAUUUUGGAGACAUUCCUCAAAGACAAGUUCAGAGACUGGAUAGUGUUCAGUAUGUGCAGCUAGACCAGCUCCAGCCAAAUAUAUUGGUUCACUCAAUCUUGAAAAUUAUCAGCAUUACCAUAUUAACAGAAUCUGUGUAUAGCUACAGAGGUGGCAACCAAAGGAAAAUUAUUCUAACAGUAGAACAAAAGAGCGAUCAACACUACAGGAUGGUGCUAUGGGGAGCAGGGGCUGCCUGGUACCCUCAGAUUCAAAGGAAAAAAGAUCACAUAUGGGACUUCAAGUACCUUCUGGUCCAGUGUAGUUCUGUGUCAGGUGACUUUGAACUGCACACAACUCCAUGGUCAUCCUAUGAGUGCUUAUUUGAUGAUGACAAAAGAGCAGUUGAAUUUAAAGAAAAGUUUCAGAAAAGCAAAAUAACCAGUGUGCAGAUGACAAAGCUCUCAGCACAUUUGAAGGAAAAAUGUUCAGGGGUAUUUCAAGUGAAAGCCCGUAUCUUGGAACUGAAGUUUACCAUUUCAACUGGACAGUACAAGCAACUUGUCUUCAGUGCUGAUAACUCACUGGAGUCUGUUUUGGCUUCUCUGCCUAUGAUUACAUAUUCAGGUUGUGCUAAAUGUGGUUUAGAACUACAAACAGAUGAGAACAUGAUCUACAAGCAGUGUAUGAGAUGUUUGCCAUUCAACAAAGUAAAAACAUUCUACAGACCUUCUUUGAUGACAAUAGAAGAUGAAGGAUAUGAAAUUUAUGUGCAUGUGGCAUCUGAGUUGAUGGAAAAAAUCUUCCUCAAUAUCCCUGCAGAUUGGCUCAACAGAUUAGUAGUGCCCUCUUCAGAUAUAACCUACAGCACAAUUGUAGCAGAUCUGUGUCAUUUGCUGCUAGCAGAUACUGAAGCAUCCUAUUUGUUGGAAAUAAGGAGCCGUUUUGUGCUAGAUGAAAAUAGCUAUCCUUUGCAAAAAGAUUUCCAUCUGCUAAAUUUUCGUCCUGAUCUUUGGAACACUGACUGCUGCAGUAACAGUUAA